Phascolarctos cinereus (koala) is the source of this 950-nucleotide messenger RNA. RefSeq names its product cleavage and polyadenylation specific factor 4 like (gene CPSF4L). Lineage: Eukaryota; Metazoa; Chordata; Mammalia; Diprotodontia; Phascolarctidae. Gene Ontology annotation, cellular component: mRNA cleavage and polyadenylation specificity factor complex. Gene Ontology annotation, molecular function: RNA binding; metal ion binding. The record is from RefSeq and is a predicted model, not a curated record.
AUGCAGGAAGUCAUUGCUGGGUUGGAGAAAAUCAUCUUUGAUCUUGAGGAUGAUGUGGAGAACCAGACGGGUAUUGGGUUCCUGCCCUUCCCAGGAAUGGACAAAUCAGGGGUGGCUGUAUGUACCUUCUUUCUCAAAGGUCUCUGUGAGAAAGGCAAGCUCUGUCCGUUCCGGCAUGAUGAUGGGGAGAAGACGGUGGUGUGCAAACACUGGCUGCGGGGUCUUUGUAAGAAGAGCGACCAGUGCAAAUUUCUGCACCAAUACGAUACCACCAGGAUGCCCGAGUGCUACUUCUAUUCCAAAUUUGGAGAAUGCUGCAAUAAAGAAUGUCUUUUCCUUCAUGCUGACCCAGCCUCCAAGAUCCAAAAUUGUCCCUGGUAUGAUCAAGGUUUCUGCAAGUAUGGUCCUUUGUGUAAAUUCCGUCAUAUGAGAAGAGUGCUGUGUACCAACUACUUAGCUGGCUUCUGUCCAGAGGGACCUGGUUGCAGAUUUGCACACCCCAAGAUGACACUGUUACUUCGUAAAGCAAGUCACUCAAAGAAUGUAAGUCAACCACAAGGGCCAACAAAACUUGAUUCCAUUGUAGAAACAUCUGAGCGUGGUCAGCAAGAGAGCCCACCAGCUGAAGUCUCCAGCAAGCCCACUGUGUCUUUUGCAACAGUUCACUUGCUUUAGGCGCAGAGGAAGGAGCCAUUAUGAUAACAAGGGCGACAAGAAUCAACCAACAGUAUUCUUCAGAAAAUAACAGAAUAUCUGGACGGCUGGAAGACCUUUUUGGCAAACAUCCCCGGGGGUCACAGCACAUGAGAUACUCACUACAAGGGAACUUACCUAUUUAAUGUUGAAAGUAUUGUAAUUUAAUGAGGAAAACGCACUGAAGCCUGAAUAGCAUGAGGUAAACGCUUCAUCCUAUUCUCUUAUCCAAUAAAUGAGUGAACCUCAAGCAGAAA